AUGGAUUUGACCAAGAUAUUAGACACAACCCCAGAACCCCCAAUAAUAAAUCCUAUAUACAAUUUAGUCUCCCAGAAUGACGUGAACCACAAUUUCCACGAUCCCAACAGCCUCAACAGCGCCAACAAUGCGAUCAAUAGCUACACCAUGAACAAUCUUCCUGAUGGGGUUUUUCACCAUGAGAAUGAGUAUUGGUUGCCAACUCCAAUGGCAGACUUUCAAAAGGAACUAACUGACCAAAUUGUCUCUUUGCACUAUUCUGACAUAUUGAAGUACUUUGAGACUGAUGACAACGACCAGCUAUUGAUCGACUCGUUGCAGGAGCUCUACUUGAACUCUCAACUAGUUUCGAAUCAUCCUUAUUUGCUAAUUAAAAACUACAUGCCAAAAUCGUUAACGUCAAAAGAUAUUCCCAAAAAACUAAGCGAAACUAGUGGGAAAUUCAGAAUCUUAAGAAAUUUGAUUGAAAUAUUCAAUGGAAUUGCUGACCAAAAACGAAACUAUUACUACAACUGGAAAACUAGAAAGAAUAACUUGAAUUCCUUCAAUUAUUUCAAUAAAAAUUCUGAAAAUAUUUCUAGUUAUUCUACCACGCAGUCUAAAAAGUCCAAUAGAUCUCAUGAUUUUGAAAGAAAUUUAAUUAUAGUAGCAAGGUCUGGCGAAACUGUGGAUUUAAUUGAAGCUCUACUAUUAGGUUUAAAAGUUAAUAUUAAAAGAUUCACAGGAAACUACUUGAAGGAUCCUUCGAAAUUGAAAAAUUCAAUUUUUAAAAAAAUACCAAAUAACAAUAACAACAAUACUAAUAUUUAUAACGAAAUGAAUAACAUUAACGGAAACAAUUUAAAUCACUAUAAUAAUAGUAAUUUCAAUGAAAACAGUAGCAGAAGUUUUAAUAACAACUUGAAUUUUGUUCCAAAAAAUCUUUGUAACGUUUACCUAUUUGCUUCUUCUGAAGAUCAAAAUCAAAACAUCUCAAAAACUCAACUAAUCACUUUUUUCAAAGAUAAAAAAAUAGAUCUAAUUAUAUCCUUUGAUAUUACUUUUGAUAUUAAUUUACCAUUUGUUAAAACUCUAAGAUCUCUAAAUAUCAAUAACAACUAUACACAAUCAUCUGUUUCAAUAAUAAGGUUGGUUCCAAUUAACACAAUAGAGCAUAUUGCUUUGUACUUUAGAAAUCAAUACACAAUUAGAAACACAGAUUAUUUAAUGGCAGUCACCAGUGCUGUUGUUGUGUUAAGAGGCAAAGUGGGAAUUUUAUCUCCAGAUUUAAAACCAAUAUAUUCUCAUAACUUGACCUAUCUAUCAGAUUGGCUACUAAAUCAUUCAAACCCAAAUUCUAAAAAUAAUUACCUAUACUGGCCCUUACCUAAGAUGAGUUCAAUUCCCAAAUUUAAUUCCUUGGAUGUUGAAAAAUCUCUACUAACAGAAGUUCAUUAUACUUUAGAUGACGAUUAUUCGGAUCUAGACGACUUGCUAAUCGACGAAAAUCUAAGAAAGCAUGAAAAAUUCUAUUUCAAUAAAAACUACUAUUUUUUCUAUAAUUUUAAAAGAUUGAAUAAAAAUUAUUUAUCAAAUCCUUUGAAACAAGAUUUAUCAUUGUUAACUGGAAUCAACUCAGUUAACAAUUUUAAAAACUUUUCAACAAAUUUAACUCAUAAGUUACUACAAUCAUUAAAUUUAAAUUAUUCAUAUUACAAUAAUUUCAUUUUAAAUUAUUUUGAUUUAGAAGUUUCAAAUUUUAAAAACGCAAGACAGGAUGAUCUAAAUCUUGCUAAAAGUGAAUAUUCUAAAUUUAUCAAUGAUUUUAAUCACUUAAGUUUAAGAAAGAAAUUGAAUAUUAAUAACCAUAAAAAAAAAUUAAACUUAUCCAAAGAAAAAAAAGAAAAAAUUAAAAAGUUAGAUGAAGAAUUCAGCCACAUUUUAAACGAAUUUGAUAAAAAAGAAGAAAAUAGUAUGGAUAAGGAAAACUCAAACUCUUUGAAAAAGUGGAAAGAAAACCAACUAAAGAUUUUAACUUUGACUGAACUAAACGCUUCCAAAAUUUCCAAAAUAAAAUCUAUUAAAACAGAAAAUGAUUACCUCAAAGUACAAUUGAGCAGUGCCGAAACAUCAAUAAAGGAGACUGAUAGUGAAAUCACUCUCACUCAAAUGGAAAAUGACACAUUGCUUGAAAACCUAAACGUUUUCUUGGAUGAGUUUAAUGAGGGCAAUAGAAAAGAAGAUCAGCUCGAAGUUGACAAAAAUGUCGAAAAUAGAAAUUUAGAAAUCAAAAAAAUAGAAAGCCAAAUAACAGACGUUUUGUUGUGUAUCGAUGAAUUAAACAAACACCAGAGAAACAGAAGCAGCCGAAGGGCACAGAGAUGA
This is a messenger RNA of Ascoidea rubescens DSM 1968, 2364 nucleotides long. It is a transcript of the gene HDA3, whose product is annotated as Hda3p. NCBI's taxonomy places the organism in Eukaryota, Fungi, Ascomycota, Saccharomycetes, Ascoideales, Ascoideaceae. The transcript has a single exon. The coding region runs from base 1 to 2364 and encodes 787 amino acids. Gene Ontology annotation, cellular component: HDA1 complex; nucleus. The record is from RefSeq and is a predicted model, not a curated record.